CUAAGUCUGCUAGGAACACCAAUAAGCGAAAGGAUGGCAGUCUCUAUCUUGCUCAAUUCACUGCACAGUGGGUUUGGUCGCUUCAAGCAACUAUACCUAAGUGAACCAAGAGAAGAAACAGUUGCAGAAUUUGUUCACCUUGUCAGAAAGGCUGAGAUAAUACUGGACUGUGAAGCCAAAGAUUUACUCAAGGCUAAAGGGAGACCGUUCAAGAAAAGUGGAAAGUCCAAGGGCAAUGCUAAAUCAAAGCAGGACAAGUCCACAUCAAGCUGUCUUUAUUGUGAUGGAAUAGGCCAUUACAAAAGAGAAUGUCCAAAGCUAAAGGAAGAUCAGAAGAACGGAACAGUCGUUCCAUCUUCAGGGACUAAGAAGAAGUAGAAAGUUAAGCAAGGGUGAAGUCGACCUACGAGUGGGAAAUGGAGCACGGAUUGCUGCAUUAGCUGUAGGAACUUAUUAUUUGUCGUUGCCCUCUGGGCUAGUUUUGGAACUGGAAG
Molecule: messenger RNA, 494 nt
Organism: Spinacia oleracea (spinach)
Lineage: Eukaryota; Viridiplantae; Streptophyta; Magnoliopsida; Caryophyllales; Amaranthaceae
Exons: 2
Coding region: 34-378 (114 amino acids)
Molecular function (GO): zinc ion binding; nucleic acid binding
Source: RefSeq, a predicted model, not a curated record